AUGAGUUCAUACAAGGGCUUUUCUACCAAAGCUAUUCACGCUGGGCAAGAUCCGCAGCAGUGGAGUCAUUAUGCAUUGAUACCCCCUAUAGUGAUGUCCACUACUUUUAAACAAGAUAUUCCAGGCCAACCUAAUGGUUUUGAAUAUGGCAGAAGUGCCAAUCCAACACGCAAUGUGUUAGAAGCAUGCCUGGCUGCUUUGGAAGGUGGCAAAUAUGCAAUCACCCAUUCCUCUGGCUUAGGAGCUUUAACAACAAUAACAGGUUUGUUAAAAUCAGGAGAUCAUCUUAUCUCUGGAGAUGACAUUUAUGGUGGAACCAACCGUUACUUCCGUCACCACUUAAGUAAGCAGAACAAUAUAAAUGUUACAUUUGUGGACAUGGUCGACCCAGAAAAUGUUAUCAAUGCUUUAAAACCAAACACUAAGAUGAUAUGGUUAGAGACGCCGACGAAUCCCUUGCUAAAAAUCAUAGAUAUCAAAGCUAUUGUUAAUUCUGUAAGGUCUCGCAGGCCAAACAUCAUAAUAAUUGUCGAUAAUACUUUUUUAACAUGUUACUUCCAAAAACCCUUGGAUCUCGGCGCUGAUAUAGUGAUUUAUUCCUUGACGAAAUACAUGAACGGUCAUUCAGACGUAAUCAUGGGGGCGGCAAUUACAUGCCGGGACGAUCUCGGGGAAAGAAUGCGAUAUUUACAAAACACAAUGGGAAUUGUCCCGUCACCAUACGACUGCGGCCUGGUCAAUCGAGGUUUGAAAACGCUCGAGAUCAGAAUGAAAGUGCACAUGGAGAACGGUCUGGCCAUAGCGAAAUUUUUGGAGAGCCAUUCUAAAGUGGAGAAAGUGCUUCAUCCAUUACUUUCUUCGCAUGCACAACACAAACUUGCCCUGGAACAAUCAACUGGUCACAGCGGAAUGGUUUCUUUCUACCUCAAAGGCGAUAUCAUGGAGUUCUUAAAGGCACUUAAAAUAUUUGCUUUAGCCGAGUCGUUAGGCGGUUACGAGUCAUUAGUUGAAAUACCAUCUCUCAUGUCACAUGCAGCUGUACCUCCAGAAAUGCGAGAACAAUUAGGCAUUACCGAUAACCUAAUUCGCUUGUCUGUUGGCAUUGAGACGAAAGAGGACCUUAUAGCAGAUCUUCAGAAAGCAUUGGAUGUUUGCUAAUGAAUCUAAUACCAGCUAUUUUAAAUAGCAACAUAUAUAUAUUUUAAUUAAUACUUGCAUAUAUUUUAAUUAAUACUUGCAUAUAUUUUAAUAUAUAUAAUUUGACGUUAACCUUUAUAUUGUUACAUAUCUCUAUGUAGUAAGAUAAACGCAAGAAUAACGCAAUGAAAAAAUCUCUAAUAGGUACAAAGACUUUAUUUUUAUAAAACAUUUUUACAUUCCAUAAUUCUCAAAUUCACAUUAGGAACACUGUAUAGUACAGCAAUAGAUACUUUUUGACACAUGUAAUCACUAGUUUCCAUUUCGGUUUUCUGCGACUGUCAGAGUCCCGAAAUAAGAAAGAAUUCAGUUUCGAGAUGCCAAUAAAUUAAAUCUGAAAGUGCAAUUUAAUUAAUAUAUUACGGACUUUGAGGUGAAAAAAAUGCUUCAGAUAGAGAGCGCAAGUAAAAGUUAACACAAUCGACAUUUAAUCAAUAUAGACAAUCUUCACUAGUCAUACGCUUGGUUCCUUAGUAAAUUUUUCAUGUCACUAAUACUGAAUUCUUUAACUUUGAAUGGAAUACUGCCGUAUAAAAACCGGGUGUAACCGUUUGUACUACCAAUGCAAUAUGCAAUACAUUUGGUGCUGUGACACGUUUCUCUUAUUUGUAUGAUGUAUUUUGAAAAGAGCCGACAUCUGAAAUAUAUGAAUGUCUAGUUGAAACUUGACUUGAAAAAGUGUUUAAUGAACUUUAUAAAUCUUAAUAAAUAUUAAAUGUUUACGAAAGAACAUGCAUUAUAUAUGAUACAAAAGCGAAAUUAAACGGAAUUAUAUACUUCGGACGUCGGCUCUCUUUCUUCCAAGAUACAGAUAUAUGGAUGUAGAUUUAAAAAAAAUUUGUCCUACUGCAGGUUAAUCUUUGACGAAUGUCGUAACUUCGUUCUGCUUAUUCUGUCGUAUUCUUGAGCCCGGUUGUACAACAAUACGCCCGCUAUCACCACCGAAGUGCCGAGCGCCGAUAAUCCUGUCACUGGAUUGUUGAACAACAAGACGGAGAGCCAUAUCAGGAAGGCUCUCUUUGCGGUAUUCGCGACGCUGGAAUAUCGAUACAUCGUAUUCGAGAGUUACGAGUGAAAUGUUUUUUAAGGCUCACAGCUACUCGCCGCAGUCAUCUUGAUUUAUGAAGUCAAAAGAGCGAAAAAAUGCAUCUGUAAAAUUCCUAAAAAGAAUUUUGGGUAUGCAUUUUGCAUCAAUCAAGAGUCCCGUGACAAGUAGUUGGAAUUCUUAAUCUGUACGCGCGAAGAAAAACGCGUACCUGUGUGUCACGGGACUGAUAUAGUCCAUAAGUACAUAAGCAGUGAUACUCUGAAAGUGGAAGAACACCCCGUUGAGAAGGAAUGCCGCGAAUAACUUAAAACUCAGGGAAUGUUCCAACGUUGGUAGAUCGACCAACAGUACCGAUACGGGUAUUUGUACCACAAUUGACGCUAAACUGGUAUAAAACUGUAACUCUGCCGGUCUGAAAAAAAUAAUGAGACAUUCUUUUUUCUUUA
Odontomachus brunneus is the source of this 2691-nucleotide messenger RNA. RefSeq names its product putative cystathionine gamma-lyase 2 (gene Cth). Lineage: Eukaryota; Metazoa; Arthropoda; Insecta; Hymenoptera; Formicidae. Bases 1 to 1158 code for a protein of 385 amino acids. The record is from RefSeq and is a predicted model, not a curated record. The transcript has 8 exons. Gene Ontology annotation, molecular function: pyridoxal phosphate binding; cystathionine gamma-lyase activity. Gene Ontology annotation, biological process: transsulfuration. Gene Ontology annotation, cellular component: cytoplasm.